GGCCACAGUGUAACUACAACACGAGCAUCUCAGGAAUCUGAAUUGAGAGAAAUAGGGCUUUUGUUCCGAUAGAGGAGAAGAAGAAGAAGAUGGGAGGAGGACAUGGAGAUGGCAUAACCUACAAGGGCGUUACCAUCCAUCAGCCAAAGCGGUGGCACACCGUCACCGGAAAAGGCUUGUGCGCCGUCAUGUGGUUUUGGGUACUUUACAGGGCCAAGCAAGAUGGUCCUGUAGUACUGGGCUGGAGACACCCUUGGGAGGGCCAUGGUGAUCAUGGCCAUGGGCAGGACGAACAUCAUUAGUUUUCUUGUUGCAGAACCAAGAGUGGGAAUCGUCAAGAAAUUUAUUGUUGGGAGACUAUUGCAAAUAUGUGCGGAGCACUUUUGUUGAUUUCUGUUGAAUAAAGUGUUUGUGAAAGAAGAGAGUGAUGGACAGCUUAUGUCCAGGACAUCAAACUUUGUUUCAAAAUGUCAUUAGUCAUGUAUGCUGUAAACAGAUGGCUAUGUUGAAAUUGAUUGGAUUUGCAUUAAUUUUCUCUAGCUCUAAUAA
Messenger RNA from Argentina anserina (silverweed cinquefoil), 549 nucleotides. Its product is annotated as NADH dehydrogenase [ubiquinone] 1 beta subcomplex subunit 2. NCBI's taxonomy places the organism in Eukaryota, Viridiplantae, Streptophyta, Magnoliopsida, Rosales, Rosaceae. The record is from RefSeq and is a predicted model, not a curated record. The transcript has 4 exons. Gene Ontology annotation, cellular component: mitochondrial inner membrane. Bases 90 to 302 code for a protein of 70 amino acids.